UCGGCUUGGUCAAUGACUGAGCUUUGGAGUUUAUACUAUCUAGAAGCCGCCUGUAUAAUAUGAAUUACUUGUACAUUACUGAUCGGUCGAUGCUAAGAUCUGCUCACGUGACUACGGCGGAUGAUGAGGAACGCAGGACAAAAAGGCGGGGUGUUUAAGAGGGGGCUCAUCGCAAACACCCUUUCUAAAAGGAAUAUACGCGAAUGGAAACUGGAUUUAUUUUUCACGUUGGGAAAAAAUGUAAAUAUCCGGCAUCUAACUAAACCACUCUGCCCGCCUUAGGGACCGUCGUAAUCCCUCUUCUGUAAUUACCCAUUG
This is a messenger RNA of Babjeviella inositovora NRRL Y-12698, 318 nucleotides long. RefSeq lists its product as uncharacterized. The record is from RefSeq and is a predicted model, not a curated record. Bases 121 to 282 code for a protein of 53 amino acids. NCBI's taxonomy places the organism in Eukaryota, Fungi, Ascomycota, Pichiomycetes, Serinales. The transcript has a single exon.